Messenger RNA from Arabidopsis thaliana (thale cress), 800 nucleotides. RefSeq names its product succinate dehydrogenase assembly factor. The coding region runs from base 259 to 585 and encodes 108 amino acids. The transcript has a single exon. The record is from RefSeq and is marked reviewed. NCBI's taxonomy places the organism in Eukaryota, Viridiplantae, Streptophyta, Magnoliopsida, Brassicales, Brassicaceae.
CCCUCUAAUUCUCUCCUAUUUGUUUUAUAAACAUGUUAGGCCUAGCUCCUGAUGGGCUUGUUAAACAUAAUUAUACUGGGCCAAAUUUACUCUCUAAUUCUCUUAAUUUAUUUAUAAACAUGUAAAUGAUUGGGCCUAGAUACUACUGGGCUUAUUAUCCAAUUAUGGCCCAACCUAAAUGACUAUCGAACCCUAUACUAUCACAAACCGUGAAGGUCGGAUCUCUUUCUUGAUUUGGCCGACACAUCUGAUCUAACAAUGGCGACGAACAACAUCGUACGUUUGAUCGCUCCAAGCCGAUCCGUCUCCUCUAGAUUCCUCGAGCCAGUGUCACGGUUUCUAAGCUCCGGUACACCUCCUCCGCCGCAAGCUCCAUCUCCGAAUCAGGAUCUGAACCGGGACGUGAAGCCAGAUCAGAAUCUUCAACAGAAUCUGCAGAUGCAGAAGGAAGAAGAAGAGGAAGGAGAAGGUGGUGGAGGUGGAGAGUUUGUGAACGAAGAUACUGGUGAGAUUGGAGGGCCUAGAGGUCCUGAACCGACUCGGUACGGCGAUUGGGAACAACGUGGUCGAUGCUCUGAUUUCUGAGAGGAUUCAUGUAUCCCUGUGUUUUAGCUUGUUCUUAUAUAUUUCUGGGAAAAAUGGAAAUAAAUUCGUUUUAUGUGUUUAUGUAUUUGCAAAAUAAUGGAGAAAAUGGAAGAAAAUGUAGUAGAACUUCAAAUUCGUUGCCUUUAUUUGGAUCAUCAUUCUCUGGUGAUCUUGUUAUUCCAGUAAUAGUUAAUAAGUUCUUCCUCAGGUGGGUU